Molecule: messenger RNA, 732 nt
Organism: Punica granatum (pomegranate)
Lineage: Eukaryota; Viridiplantae; Streptophyta; Magnoliopsida; Myrtales; Lythraceae
Source: RefSeq, a predicted model, not a curated record
UAUAGCGGGCCAGGCGACGGUGGUUGGGACAAUAGUGUGCGUGGGGGGAGCUAUGCUUCUUUCCUUCUACCGCAGCCCGGACGUCGAAGGCAACUCCCCCAUCUACUGGAAAUUCACAGAGAAGAUGACCGGCACUAAGACAAAGGACGACUCAAGCAACAUCUCAGGGCCUUUCUUCUGCCUGGCUAGCUCUGCAGCCUGAUCUCUCUGGUUCGUCAUCCAGGCCAGAUUGAACACCAAGUUCGCUGCUCCAUACGCAAACACAACGCUCAUGUGCCUCAUGACUAGUGUCGAGUGUGUGGUUGUCGGGGUAUGCAUAGAAAAUGACAUCUCAACCCAGUCCCUCAACUCCGGUAUUAGGAUCAUCGCGAUUCUUUACUCGGGUAUUGUAUGUUCUGCACUGGCGUUGUGUAUAAUGACUCGGAGUAUCAGAAGGAAGGGCGCUCUCUUUGUCUCAAUGUUUGUCCCUCUGAUGCUCAUGAUAACCGCUAUCUUGAGCUGGGCCCACCUUUGUGAGAAAGUUAAUCUCGGCAAAUGUUUGGGAUCGAUUCUGAUAAUUGAGGGGAUAUACGUGGUUCUAUGGGGGAAUCGCAAGGAGGCCAAGCAGAGAAGCAAUGUAAACGAGGACGAGAUCGAGCCAGACCUAGAGUUGCAAGCUGAUGCACCGUCAGAUGGCGGACAUCAUGUCCAUGCUCAAGUCUAAAAUAACUAAAUCAAUCAGGAUACUCAAGG